AUGUCAAGUAAAAUAUUUAUAAACUCCGUAAAGAUUAUUGGUGAAAAAAAUAAUACGAUUGAUCUUUACGGGCAGGUUAUUGUACAACAUUCUGAUAACUACAAAGAGAAAAUAGUGACAAUAGAAUACACUAGAAAUUCGUGGAACACGGGAAAUAGUGUAAUCGCAUCACAAUUAUCUACUCUUUCUGAUAAUCAAGAAUUAUAUUAUUUUGAAAUUUCUACCUUGAAAGUUCCUAAUACACCCUUACAUUUUGGAUUUCUUGCGCGGUUUGAUGUCGAAG
Acaulospora morrowiae is the source of this 283-nucleotide messenger RNA. NCBI's taxonomy places the organism in Eukaryota, Fungi, Glomeromycota, Glomeromycetes, Diversisporales, Acaulosporaceae. The record is from the annotation of a GenBank genome assembly.